AUGGCAACACCGACUGAAAUUCCAUCUAUUAUUCACCUUAGAAAGCAGAUUGAUUUCAGUGAUUAAGAUCCAACCAUCGAAACUGCUGAACUUAUAUCUAUUGACUAUAUAUAAGAGCUUUAAGGAGUAGUUCUGACAUUUUCUAGUGGAUCUAUAUAUCUUUACAGAGUCUAGGAGCAUUAAAUAGAAGAAGCAGGUGUCCUCCCAGGUGGAAUUCUUGCAGCUAAAUGGUCGCCAAAUGAAGAAAAUUUUGUUGUUGCAAGCGGAAAUGGUAGAUUGCUUAUGUUUAAUGCUGAGUUUGAUGUUGUGUGUGAAACUGAUAUCGAUGAUAAUGACCUUACAUUUUGGAAUGUUAAGGAUCAAUCUUAGUAAGACAAAACUAUUUGUAAUGCUCAAAUCUCAUGGAGAGGAGAUAGCCAGAUUUUCAUUGUCAAUUACUAAAUAAAUGGUGGAUUCAAAUGUCUUACGAGAGAUGCAUAGAAUGAAAUGAAAGUUUCGAAAGGACCAGCUAGAGCUGAUGAUAAAUCAGUGUUCUCAGUGAGUGAAAAGCCUCUACCUCAGCUUCAUAAACCAGUGUGUUUUAUGGCUAAUGGAAGCCUUGCUGCAGGAUAUUCUAAGAGAACUCUUCCAAAUAAACAAAUUAAAAAGGAGAUUGUCCUUUGGGAAAGAAAUGGCCUCAGACAUGGAGAAUUCAGCUUACCAGACCAAGAAAUAGAGGUGCUAGGUCUAGAGUUCUCUUAGGAUUCUAUUUUACUUGCUGCUAACUGUUAUCACCAAGAGAAGAACUAACACUCUGUGAUGGUCUUCACCAGAAGUAACUGGAAAUGGUAUUGCAAGCAAUAAAUCUUUGUUGAUAAUAAGCUUUCUACUAUGAAAUGGUUAUUUAACAAGAAACAACAAUUAAUUCUUGUCUAAGUAAAUGGAAGAGUUGAUUUUAUUGAGUUUAAUUAGAACUAUCAGACCAGUAGCUCCAACUUUAAUCAUCAUGGACUCGAUAAUUUCUCCUAUACUGCUGUUGUUGACUAUAACUUCCUAAAUCUAACUCCAUUGGGUAAAUUUUUAAUGCCUCCCCCAAUGUUUGAGAAGUAGUUACAAAUUCAAGGAGGAGUACCUUCAUGCUUCUACAUGUAUGGGCAUCUUGCAGCAGCUUUAACGCAAUCUGGCCAGUUGACUCUAUUCAACUGUGUUGAUCACCAAAACAGCCUAAGAGUAUUCGACAUAAAUGCUUUUGCUAAGGGUCCAGAGGUCCAUAAAAUAAUUAUCUUGAAAAAUAAUGGCUCAGACUUAAACAGUGUAAUAGGAGUAUAAAUUAUCAUUAUUGAGAAUCUUUCAGACUCUUAAACUGAGGAGAGGUUGAUUGUACUAGAGGUAUCAGCACAGUCAGAGCUGAAGCUAAUUAAAGAAUUAAGAGUAUGCAAAGUCUAUAGUGCUUGUAUUAAUACCAAGUAUCACCACUCUGGAUUCAAGCAGCAAUCAGAAUUUCAGCAAGAAAACAACUAUUAUAUCACAGCUGAAAGUUCAAAUGAAGACAAACCCUCUGCAAUGUUCAACUUCCAUUAAUAAGAUUCUGACAAUGACUAUAUCUUAGUUCAAACAAUCGAGAAAUAAGUUCAAAAGGUAUUUUUAAAUCCAGAAUCACAAGAAAACAUUGAACAAUUGUUCCAAAUGGCUCAUUUGUGUUUCAAAAUUAACACAGCAUAUUUAUCUGGCAAAGAAAUAGUCAUUGGAUUAACCCAAAAUUUAAGACUCUAUCUAAACGAUAAAUUAUACUCUAAUGAAUGCACUUCUUUCUAGCUGAAUCAGUUUUUCCUAGCUUUCAUUAAUACCACCUCAGGCCUUUCUCAUGAGCUGUUUAUAUAUGAUCUCAAUAGAAUAUUACCAAAACCACUCUCAGGAAACAAAAAUGACUCACCUUAGUUAGAUAGACUAGAAGAUGAUAGUAAUUUCUUCGUGAGAGCAGUUGAGAGGGGCUCUAGAUUAGUUGUUAUCAACGGUACAAAGACAAUCCUAUAAAUGCCUAGAGGAAAUCUUGAAGGCAUCAGUCCCAGAAUUAUUUUGCUUAAUUAGGUUAUUGAGGAUAUAGAGAACUUAGAGUAUGGAAAAGCAUUUAGAUUAUUGAGAAAUAAUAAAAUCGAUAUAAAUUUAAUCUACGAUGUUAACCCGGAGAAAUUCCUAACUAAUAUUGAGAAAUUUGUCAAAGAGGUUAAAUAGAUCGAUUAUUUGAAUCUGUUUAUCAAUUCCCUAAAUGAUGAAGACAGAGGUAAAGAGCUUGAAUUUAUGAGACCUCAAAAUGAAGAAGACCUUAUUAGGAAAAAUCAUAUUUAGUUCAUGCAUGAAGAUAUCGGUGGGGGAUUAACUGAAAAGAAGGGUAAAAUUAACAUGGUUUGCGAGGCAUUAAAGGCAGAAUUAGAAAAGAUUAAUCUGUAAAUUUUCUAUUUUUUAUUUUUAUAGUGGAAACAAAUACCUACUGCCAAUCCUUACUACAUACAUUAAAAAGCAGCCUUAGGAACUGAAGCAAGUAUUGAACUUGAUAAAGCAAAUGUAAAAAUCAGAAGAGGAAUAGAAUUUAGUUAAGAAAGUUCAAUGAAAAAGGAUGUUGACCCUAAAUCAGUUAAAUAAGGCUCAAGGGAUGCAUUGGAAUAUGUUUCUUGGCUAGUUCAACCUAAUAAGUUGUAUGAUGUUGCUCUCACUACCUAUGAUUUCGAUUUGGUUACCCUCGUUGCAACUCAAACUUAGAAAGAUCCAAAAGAAUACAUUCCUUACCUAAAUGAGCUCAGAUAAUUCGAUCCAAUUUAUAUGAAGUUCAAAGUACAUUUGGAUUUGAAGCAGUAUGAUAAAGCAGUAAAAAAGAUUGCUAAAGGGGGUGAAAAAUAUAUUGAUGAAGCACUUAGCAUUGUGAAAAAGCAUAGACUUUACAAAUAAGCUUUAGAAUACUAUAAAUAUGACAGUUAACUAGAGAAAAAAGUAAAACUUACUUUUGGUGAGUAUCUUGAAUCCAGAGGCUACAGUGAGGAGGCUGGAUUCCUUUAUAAUGCUUCAGGUGAGGUCGAAAAGGGACUUGAUGCGUUUAAAAAGAGUCUUAAUAUAGAUAUGUGCUUAUCGCUAGCUUAUCAGAAUAAAUUUGAUGAGAAAUAAAUGAGAGUAUUAAUUGAGGACUUAGUGGAAAGACUUUAAGCUAGUAGCAAAUUUGAAAAUGCUGGUGACUUAAUAAUCACUCUCUAGGAUUAUAGACCUGAAGAUGCAAUAGAUUGCUACAAUAAAGCUAAUAAAUUCUAGAAAGCUAUUCAACUAGCUACUAAGCACUAGAAAUAUGAACUUAUCAAUACUCAAAUAAGAACCUAAGUAAAGAUUGCUUUUGACAUUAAGAAAAAUUAACUUAUUUAAAUCUUGCAAGAAUUCGACAAGAGAUAUCUAAGGCUUAAGAUUGUUCAACACUAAAAGAAACAUAUUCCUCACUAGCUUAUGUAAAUGGAUGGUGGAAAUAAUGCCUUUAAGUUUGAUGCUGAUCAAAUGAGUUCAUCAGGAGCUUCAGUACUUUCAGAGUCAUAAUACUCAUCUUCAGGCAGAUCAAGUGCCAGUGGCUUUUCAGAGACUUCAAAGAAGAGUAUGAGACAAGGUGCUAAGAAGAAGGCUCAAAAGCAAAAGCUAAGAAAGAAGAGAACAGUCAAAGAAGGGUCACCUUUUGAAGAGGAAUUUUUAAUUGACAUUUUAAAGGAAGAAACAAAAGUAAGUAUUGAUGAUAAAAACGAAGUUAGAGAACUUAUGAAGUCCCUAUUAUACUUUGAAAUGAUUCAAGAGUCAACUGAUAUUCAUGGUCUUAUUGAGAAGCUGCUUAAAGCUCAGCAUAAUUGUCAAUCAUUAAGAUUAGUCGAAUAACAAUUCCACUUAGAGAAAAAUCCAUUUAUUCAAGAUGAGUUUCCGGAAGUUUUCAGUCAGAAAAAGAAAGAUGAUGAAUUCCAAAAAGUGCUUGCUGAAUGGUAGGAUGUCAAAUUCUUCAAGCAUUGA
This is a messenger RNA of Stylonychia lemnae, 4005 nucleotides long. Lineage: Eukaryota; Ciliophora; Spirotrichea; Sporadotrichida; Oxytrichidae. The record is from the annotation of a GenBank genome assembly.